This is a messenger RNA of Ruditapes philippinarum (Manila clam), 1395 nucleotides long. Its product is annotated as IgGFc-binding protein-like. Lineage: Eukaryota; Metazoa; Mollusca; Bivalvia; Venerida; Veneridae. The annotation marks the transcript as partial. The record is from RefSeq and is a predicted model, not a curated record. The transcript has 4 exons.
UUACUGUAAACUAGGAUACUUGUCGAAAAGCAAGCAACGAUGAAGCGAAAUACAAUAAUCCAUUGUUUUGUCCUUAUUCCAAUCAUGCGCAUGAUGAAUUGUGAACUAACUGCCAAAAGUCAUUACGGUACAGAGUUCAUAUUUGGUAUGAUUCCAAAUUAUGCUGAUGUAAGCAUUACAAUUGACAUUGCCUCAGAUUCUAGUGGAUCUUUACAAUUGUAUGUUCCUUAUUUAAAUAUAAAUCGUACGGAGACACUGAGAGUUGGACAUACGACAUUAAACAUUAGUAAUUCUUUAAUAAAGCGAGGAAACUUCAGCGAGAAACGAGCAAUACAGAUUAAAACCAACGUACCUGUUGCUAUAUUUGUCACUAGUUACCAUAGCGAUAGCCCAGACACAUUUCUGGCAUUACCGACACACUCCCUCGGCAAAAAAUAUGUUAUUGCUUCUUAUCAGCCACUUCGGGGCUAUGUGUCCGAAACUGCAAUUGUAAGUUCAUUUCCAAACACAACAAUAAAUACAAAUCAUCAAGGUUUAGUGACUUUGGACAAUUUUUUUGUUUUACAAACUCAGAGUAUGUCUGACCAAACUGGGUUAAUCGUGUCUGCAACAAAUCCCGUGUCCGUAAUAUCAGGCACUUCUUGUUCAAAUAUACCAAUUGCUUCCGGUGGCUGUGAUACCAUUGUUGAACAAAUGAUUCCAGUCAGUAUGUGGACAAAUAUCUACAUAAUCCCACCUCUGCCACCUUUAACUGGUUAUUUGGCACGAGUUCAGACACUCGAUUCAUUAUAUAUGUGUGUACAAAACAGCACUAAAAAAACAUGUCAGCACAUGGAACAGAAAUCAUACAAGGAAUUUCGUCUUGGAUCAGAACCAACAGUUGUAUAUGCAAAUGAUUCAUUAACAUUCAGUGUGACACAAUAUUGUAUGAGUCAAAAUAUUGAUGGCAUACACAGUGGUCCUUUUAUGACCGUGAUCCCUGGAAUACAGAAUUUUCUGACCAAGUACAGUUUUGUCGUUCCUCCAAUAUAUUAUAAGUUUCAUAACUAUGUAACAGUGAUAGUAAAAAAGCCAGAUGUGUCCGGUUUAAGAUUAGAUGGAAGAGCUUUCCAAGCUAACUACAAUUACACAGUGAGCAGACCUCUUGAUCAUUAUGUUGUGCUGGUAACUACCAUCAAUACGGGUUACCACAUAUUAAACAACAGUGAUCCUACAGCUGAAUUUGGAGCGUUUAUGUACGGGUUAGCAAAUAAUGCGGGCUAUGGGACACCACUAGGGUUCGGUUUUAAAGACGAGAAUAAAAGUUCAUCUCCGAAUGCACUAAAAUGUUACCACUGUGACGAAAUGUCAAGUUUAGAAGUUUGCGAUGCUGUCAAAACCUGCUCGGAUGCCCAG